CGCAAAGGCUGAAUUCCAGAGUUGUUGAAGACGCCAGCAUCCCAAUUUUACGCAUUAUACACAACCACACAAGAGCAAGGACAGACGGGCCUUGUCGGGCAUUGCUACUAAAUUCCAGCCCAAACACACAAUUACUACUACUUUACUCACCCAAGAUUCUCUUGCCAUGAGGGUCAUUCUCGCCAUCAACGCUGGCUCCAGUUCCGUCAAAAUCUCAGUCUAUCUGGCCGACAAGGAAACAGCGCCGCGCCAGAUUGCUGAGGCUCAAGUGAACGGUCUUACGGCUCCGCCAGCUCAGCUGAAAUAUUCGCGAGGUGGCGAGACCAUUAUCAAAGACCAAAACGUGGACACUGCCGUCAACAGCCAAGAUGAUGCUUUUGCCUUGCUGCUCCAGACGCUGGUGGAUGACGCUGAAUUGAAAGACAUCAGCUCGAAAUCGGACGUGGCCAUUGCUUGCCACCGCAUUGUCCACGGCGGCGAUUACGGCGAAUCCCAAGUCAUUACCCUAGACACAUACCACCAUCUAGAAGCCCUCAGCGACCUUGCUCCCCUGCACAACGGCGCCGCGCUGACCAUUGUCGACUCGUGCAUGAAGCAGCUCCCCGAUGCCAUUAACGUUGCCUGCUUUGAUUCGCAGUUUCACUCUACCAUACCACCACACAUUUCUACGUACCCAAUCGACCCAACAAUAGCCAAGAAGAACCGGCUGCGCAAGUAUGGCUUCCACGGCAUCAGCUACGCCUUCAUUUCGAGGUCUGUGGCCAACUUCCUCGGCAAGAAGCCCGAUCAACUCAACAUUAUUGCUCUGCAUCUCGGCAGCGGCGCCAGUGCUUGUGCAAUUAAGCAUGGCAAGAGCUGGGACACGAGCAUGGGACUGACUCCGUUGGCCGGACUUCCUGGCGCGACCCGUAGUGGAAGCGUCGAUCCUAGUUUGGUCUUCCACUACGCCAGCGACGUAGGCAAGCUUUCUCCAGCCUCAACAGAGCAUCUCCACAUCUCCACGGCUGAAGAGAUCCUCAACAAGGCGAGCGGUUGGAAGUCUAUGACCGGCACUACCAAUUUCGGCAUCAUUGCCGCCUCAGAUGAACCCCAGCAUCGCCUAGCUUUCGACUUAUUUGUGGACCGCAUCUGCGGUUUCGUUGGGAGCUACUAUGUCUCGCUUAAGGGCGAGGUGGACGCAAUCGUGUUUGCUGGAGGAAUCGGCGAGAGAAGCGCCCGUCUUCGCAGCGCCGUGAUUGAGCAAGCUGGGUGCCUGGGCUUUGCCAUUGACGAGGCGCUCAACAAUGCCGAGGCUGCCGGUGCUGCAACAGUUCGAGAUUUAAGCAGCAAGGACUCGAAGCAUAGCGUCCUCGUGUGUCAAACAGAUGAACAGUUUGAGAUGGCUAGAGCAUGCACGGAGAUGGAAGCACUUUGGGCGUAAGAGAGGGGGGAACAGGCGCAGUUAUUAGAUGGUAGAUGUGCGUAGAAAUAUACAUUGUAAAUUCUGACGGCUUU
Molecule: messenger RNA, 1494 nt
Organism: Trichoderma virens Gv29-8
Lineage: Eukaryota; Fungi; Ascomycota; Sordariomycetes; Hypocreales; Hypocreaceae
Exons: 2
Coding region: 167-1420 (417 amino acids)
Biological process (GO): phosphorylation; acetate metabolic process
Molecular function (GO): acetate kinase activity
Source: RefSeq, a predicted model, not a curated record